AUGACGCCACAUGUUGCUACAUGUGAUCAGGACGUCGGGUCUUCUGUGUUGGAUCUGGAUCGAAGAUCUGAGGGUGGUGUUGUUAGCGAGUUUCCGGUGAGAUACCUAACUUGCCAUCACAACAAAGUCGUUGGAGUUUCCCCAAGGACUAUGCUCCGGGUGCAAGCUCUAAUGAUCAAGUUAGAUCGGUUGGUAGAGAUGAGAUGGUUAUCUGUUAAGGGAGAGUUAGGUCAGGCCUUGGGCCAGCCCAACUUAGGCCCAACUAGCAAGGAGCUGGAAAAGACCGUCCGGGCGCUAGGCGAGCGUCAAGCGCAAGAGCUAGACAAGUUCGACAGGCGAGCGUCAGGCAAGGCUGGCACGCCAGAGCUUAUUCGGCGAUUUCUCUUCUCUGCUGAAGUCAAUGGACGUGUGACUCAGCCAAAAGUCAUUAGAGCUAUAGUGAAGAAGCAACAAAAUGAUGUUCUUGUUGCUGAUAAGAUUCCAGUAUUCAAGGAAACUGGUUUGGGCAAAGGGUACUAUGGUUCUAGAGCAAUACACAAUGGAAGUAACUUGAGUAGAGAUUUUCUAGUAAAGCUGUGGGUUGCAGAUGCUAAAAUGAAAAAGACACAUGAAAAAAGAAAGCAAAAGUUUAUUGAGAGUGGUGUUAAAGAAGAAAGGGGUUUCCAUGGCAGGUCUUUAAGUGGGGAUGAUGGACCCAAACAAUUAUCCACAGAGCCUCUAGAAUCUUCUUCCCCUGAGGAGGCUUGGAUUGCACCUCUUCUUUCAAGAUCUAAUCUGCUCAUUACUAGGGACAUAGAGUGGGCCAACCUUACACUUGGCUUUGAACAGGCGAACAGAUAUGCAAUAGUUGAUGUGAGCAACCCACAUGAGCCUGCAGGUUUUAUUCGUGAGGAGAGCAAUGUGAUUAUGAGACAGUUGCUUCGUCUUAGGCGACCUUUUGUUGCUACUAUAACAGAUGGCUAUGGUAACGAGCUGUUUAGGGUGAGAAGGCCCUUUUGGUGGAUAACAAGCUCAAUCUAUGCAGAAGUAGGUGGAAAGGAAAUUGGUGUGGUUCAUAGAAGAUGGCAUCUUUGGAGGAGGGUUUAUGAUCUGUACUUGGGUGAUGAGCAGUUUGCAGUGGUAGAGAAUCCUGGUUUUUGGCACUGGACAUUUACUUUAAAGGGGAUUCAUGGUGAGGUGUUGGCUGAGAUUGACCGUGACUGGAGAGGUUUUGGUUAUGAGGUGUUGACUGAUGCUGGUCAAUAUGUCAUCCGAUUUGAAAGUGCUGCCACAUCACACCUCUCUGGAAAGGUGAGAGAAUUUAAUGUGGAGCGUCGAUUGACAUUGUCAGAGAGGGCAGUGACAGUUGCACUGGCUGUGUCUUUGGAUAAUGACUAUUUUUCAAGACAUGGAGGCUGGGGGCUUCCUUUUAUUGCGGUUGCUGAAUGACAGACAGAAAGAGAGAUGCCUGCCACAUCAGCAUUCCGAUAUUCAUGAUGUCAUUUCAUUGUUAAUUGUAUCAUUAGAGUUGUGUUGAGAGAUGAUUCAAGUAUACAUUGCAUUGCAUUGCAUUGCUGCGGUUAAUUGUAAAAUUGCUCCAGUAAAUGUGUUUGUGUACACACACACACACACACGUACACUUGGUAAAAUGGUUUGGAAAUGACUGGAAGAUGAAUGAUUUGAAAUACUAUAGAAUUUUGUGUUUCUAAUCUCAAGGCUGAAAGUUUAAAUUAGA
Molecule: messenger RNA, 1714 nt
Organism: Lactuca saligna
Lineage: Eukaryota; Viridiplantae; Streptophyta; Magnoliopsida; Asterales; Asteraceae
Source: the annotation of a GenBank genome assembly